Molecule: messenger RNA, 3292 nt
Organism: Vanrija pseudolonga
Lineage: Eukaryota; Fungi; Basidiomycota; Tremellomycetes; Trichosporonales; Trichosporonaceae
Gene: ALA1
Product: Alanine--tRNA ligase
Exons: 4
Coding region: 105-3134 (1009 amino acids)
Biological process (GO): alanyl-tRNA aminoacylation
Cellular component (GO): mitochondrion; cytoplasm
Molecular function (GO): ATP binding; aminoacyl-tRNA deacylase activity; nucleic acid binding
Source: RefSeq, a predicted model, not a curated record
ACCGGGUCAAGUCAACCUCGUUGCUCGUCGUUCUCGCCACCACAACACUUCCUCCUUCUCCCUCCUUUCACACCCAGAACAGUGGUAGCCCCCAGGAGGGUUGAAUGCUCCUUGCCCGAAAUCUUCGUCCCCUGACGACAUCUUCUCUGCUGCCUUUGCGCGCACAAUCUUCCUUUCAUCGUACCCUCAUCUCCACCGCCAUCAGAAUGUCCGCCGCCGACUCCGCCCCCGUCCCUCCCACCUCCGCCCCGGCUACCUGGCCCUCACCCGAGGCCUGGCCGGCCAACAAGGUCCGCGAUACCUUCAUCGAGUACUUUGUCAAGCAGAACGGCUUCGAGCACACCUUCUGGCCUUCUUCCGGCGUCAUCCCCUUCGACGAUGACACCCUUCUCUUCGCCAACGCCGGCAUGAACCAGUACAAGCCGCUGUUCCUCGGCACUGCCGACCCCAAGUCGGACCUGUCCAAGCUUAUCCGUGCUGUUAACUCCCAAAAGUGUAUCCGCGCCGGAGGAAAGCACAAUGACCUGGACGAUGUUGGCAAGGACUCGUACCACCACACGUUCUUCGAGAUGCUUGGCAACUGGUCGUUCGGCAACUACUUCAAGAAGGGCGCCAUUACCAUGGCCUGGGACCUUCUCACUCGCGUCUACGGCAUCCCCGAGGACCGCCUCUACGUGACUUACUUUGAGGGCGACGCGAGCCAGGGCCUCGAGCCCGACCUUGAGGCGAAGCAGAUCUGGGCCGACAUUGGCGUUCCCCUGGACCACAUCCUUCCCGGCAACGCCAAGGACAACUUCUGGGAGAUGGGUGCCACCGGCCCCUGUGGUCCUUGCUCGGAGAUCCACUUCGACCGUAUCGGUGGCCGCAACGCGGCGUCCCUCGUGAACGCCGAUGACCCCGAUGUCCUUGAGAUCUGGAACAAUGUGUUCAUCCAGUUCAACCGCGAGAACGACGGCAGCCUCCGCUCGCUUCCCGCCAAGCACGUUGACACUGGUAUGGGCUUUGAGCGCCUUGUCUCGGUGCUUCACAACGUUCGCUCCAACUACGACACCGAUGUCUUCACGCCCAUCUUCAAGAAGAUUGAGGAGCUCACCGGUGCUCGCCCUUACGCCGGCAAGUUUGGUGCCGAGGAUGUCGGAGAGGUCGACACCGCCUACCGUGUCAUUGCGGACCACAUCCGCACUCUCACCAUCGCCAUCUCGGACGGCGGUGUUCCCGACAAGGACGGCCGUGGCUACGUUCUCCGCCGUAUCCUCCGUCGCGGUGUGCGCUACGCCAACAGCAAGCUCAACGCCCCUACCGGCCAGUUCUUCUCGUCGCUUGUUGACACUGUUGUCGAGAACCUCGGUGGCAUCUUCCCCGAGCUCACCAAGAAGAUUCCCGAGGUCAAGGAGAUCCUCGACGAGGAGGAGCAGUCGUUUGCUCGUACCCUCAAGCGCGGCGAGGUCCUCUUCAACAAGUACGCCGAUGCUGCUCUUGCCACGCCCGAGAAGACUCUCCAGGGCAAGGACACUUGGCGUCUGUAUGACACCUACGGUUUCCCCGUCGACCUUACCGAGAUCAUGGCCGACGAGCGCGGCCUCAAGAUCGACCAGGAGGCCUUUGAGAAGGCUCGUCUUGAGUCGCUCGAGGCUUCGAAGGCUGGCGGCAAGAAGGGCGCCGCCGCCGGUGUGAAGCUCGACGUUCACGACCUCGGUGCCCUCGAGGCCAACGACGCCGUCCCCAAGACCGACGACUCGUUCAAGUACGGCAAGGGUGACGUUGAUGCCAAGGUCAAGGCGAUCUACCACCAGGGCAAGUUCCUCAAGUCGACUGCCGAGGUCCCUACUGGCGAGUCGUUCGGCAUUCUCCUCGACAAGACCAACUUCUACGCCGAGUCUGGUGGUCAGGAGUAUGACACUGGCUCCAUCACCAUUGACGGCCAGGCCGAGUUCAAGGUCGAGGACGUUCAGGUCUUCAACGGCUACGUGCUCCACGUCGGCCAGCUCGCCGAGGGUGAGAUCAAGGUUGACGACUCGGUCAUUGCCUCGUACGAUGAGCUCCGCCGCUGGCCUAUCCGCAACAACCACACCGGCACCCACAUCCUCAACUACGCGCUCCGUGAGGUCCUCGGUGACAGCAUCGACCAGAAGGGAUCCCUUGUUGCGGAGAACCGUCUCCGUUUCGACUUCUCGUACAACAAGUCCAUCCCACCUGCGGAGCUCACCAAGGUUGAGGACAUCUCGAACCAGUGGAUCAAGAAGGCCGCGCCCGUCUACUCGAAGGAGCUCCCUCUCAGCACCGCCAUGAAGAUUCCCGGCCUCCGCGCCGUCUUCGGCGAGCGCUACCCCGACCCCGUUCGCGUCGUCUCCCUCCUCUACCCCCUCGAGGACAUUGAGAAGGACAUUGAGAACAACAAGUGGGCCUCGACCUCGAUCGAGUUCUGCGGUGGCACUCACGUGCAGAAGACGGACGAGAUCAAGGAGCUGGUCAUCAUUGAGGAGUCGUCUAUCGCCAAGGGCAUCCGCCGUAUCGUUGCCGUUACCGGCCAGCACGCCUACGAGGUGCAGCGCAAGGGUGCCGAGUUUGAGAAGAAGCUCGAGCGCAUUGCCGGCCUCGAGGGCAAGGAGAAGGAGGCCGCCCUGAAGCCCUUCCCUGGAGAGCUCGGCAAGAGCGGCAUCUCGCUCCUCACCAAGCACAAGCUCAACGAGCGCUUCAACAAGAUCACUGCCGAGGUCGCCGCUGCCCUCAAGGCGCAGUCUGCGGCUGACCAGAAGAUUGUCACGGACGGCAUCAAGGAGUUCUUUGAGAAGAACCCCAACGCCAACGUCUUUGCUGGCGAGUUCAACGUCGGAGGCAACUCGAAGACUCUUGCUGCUGGCGCCACGACCGGCAAGGCUCUCGGCAAGGCUGUCUACGUCUUCAGCACCGACCCCGAGACCGGCAAGGUCGCCCACGUCAACUACCUCCCCAAGGAGGUGCUUGACCGCAAGGUGCUGAACGCGAAGCAGUGGCUCGCCGAUGUCUCUCAGGUGAUCGGCGGCAAGGGCGGCGGAAAGGACGAGAGCGCGACUGGUGUGGGCUCCAACACGGACAAGGUCAACGAGGCCAUUGCCACUGCGUUGAAGGUGUACAAGGACAAGGUCGAGGCUUAAGCGUUUUGCAUGAGUAGGGUUUGGAUGUCGCAGGGCCAGGGCGAAGGCGAGGGAGGGCCAGCCCGCGCGCAGAGGGCAGGGCCGACGGCGCCUGGCCGAGAGGUCGAGAUAGAUAUGACAUUGGCAUGCAGUAUGUGAGUGUGCGUUCCAGGAGAAAA